CUGGUUCUUCAAUGUUCACCUUUUUAACUCGGUUCAGCAUCCAGGCUGGGCUUCAGGCUGAGGGACUGAAUGAUCCAAGUAGUUACAUGGUUCUUUUUACAUGACAAAGCAAAACCCACACCACACCGCCCCGCCCCCUACACUCUCUUUUAAACCUCUAAAUAUACUAAAACACAGACUUAAGAAUACACACACACACACACAGAUUAUCUCUUUCUUCUUAGUUUGUUUGACCUCAGAAAAAAAUAAAGAUGGCGGUGGGAUCUCACAAAGCAAUGAACAGAGGAAGAGCGUAUGGGUGGAUGUUGCUUUUGGAUUUUGUAGCAGCAUUGCUUGGAGUGAUGGUACUGCACAAGCUCCGGGAGAGACGCAUCCUCAACCUCCUGCUCAAAGAAAAGGAUCAUCAGCUCAUUUCCCUUCAACUUCUCUUGCAGAAGGAGGAGGAAUAUAACAAUGAAAUGAAGAACAAGAAUGAAGAGAUGAAAGCAGAGAUGUACACCCUUAGUACCCAAAAGAUGGAGCUUGACAGAAGGUUCCUCGAGAUGCAAUCUACAAUUGAUUCCCUGAAAGAUGAACAAAAGACCUUGGAGUCUGCAAUGGAGGAGAUGAAGAAUGAGAUCAAAAUGCGGAGAGAAGCUGAAAUGGCUUCAGCAAAAGAAAUCUCUCAACUCACUGUUCUAACAGAAAGCUUGAAGCAGAAGGAAGCUGAAAUUCAGGAUUUGAAGCACCGUGCUGGAUUCCCCAUUCAAGUGCCUGUAAAUUUGACUGAUUCUGUAAAUAUGGCGGAGAAGGAUAAAUCAGAUUUGAGUUCGAGAAAAGAUGAGGAUAGAGAGUUAAAUAAAUACACUAAUAUAAGGGAUGAUGAGAACUCAACAAGUUUUGAAGAUGGAAAUGAGAAGAAGUUGGGAGCAAAUAAUAUCAGCGAAAUGACACUUGAGCAGUUGCCUAAGGUUGAGAUUUCUCAAGAAGAAGAUGACGGUAAGCAUGGAGGUGUUGUUAGAGAAAGCGUUGAUAAAGGUGGUUCUGAAGUAGGAAAGCAAAUAAACAUCACAAAUUCAAUGAAGGCAAUUGUUGAUGCUCAUGAAAAUGUUUCAAAACUAGGAGAUAAAAAUAGUGAUGAACAAGACAGUGAUGAAAGUGAAAUUACUGAAGAUAUGGUACUAGGAAAAGCACAAAACUCUGAAGAUAAGAGCCAGGAAGUUCAAUUGAAUUCUAAAGGUUUGAAGAAGUUAGAGAUUUUAGAUUCUAGAAUUGAUGUAGGUUCGAGAUUGAGACGGAAACAUGGCCGUGUGAGCAGAACGAGGGGAAAGAGAUGGAGAAUGAUUGCCAGAAGCAGAGGUCCUGAAUACAAUAGUCAACUGCCGAGCAUGAGCAGAAGAUUUCAUAGACUUGGUCGAGAUGGAUUCAAGAGCAAGACAGAAGGUCAAAUUUCUAUUGACGGAAUAGGAAAAGGAGAGAAGAGAGCAGCGGAUGAAAAUCCACAGGAAGUAAAGAAGGCAUUGGAUUCUGAAUAUCCAGAAAACAGAGAUGCAAGGGCUGAUCCACAAAAAUCACAGUUGGUGCAAGAAAAUGAAACGUUUAAGUCCCAUAAUUCUCCAGACAUGAAAUUGCAAAGGAAUACACCUCCUGAUGAUGAAUCCACUAAAAUUUCAAGCUAUGCUAAAACACAGGAACUGGAUGAAUUCAGGCAACCAGAAGAAGAGGAAGAAGCCAGCAGCACCGAACGAAAGAUGAGCAGCAGAAAUAACCGUGAAGAAGAAAACGACAUAGGCAAAGAAGUAAAAGACGACAACAAAUCUGAAAUGACAGAUGAAACAGAGGCUGUAGAUACGCAAGAAAAAGAGGCUGAAUCAACUGACGGUGAUUCUGUCAGGGAAUCCAAUUCCAAUCUGGAGGAAGACAAAGAAGUGUACAAGGAGGAAACAGAGGACUCCGAAUUUUAGCUGACUAAAUUUUAAAACCUUUUCUUCUUCUUUUAUUUAAUCAAUUCCGGUGUGCUAGCAGUGGCGGAGGUAGAGAAAGCUAAAUCAUUUCUUAUCCUUUCUUCCAUGUUUCACAACAUUAUGUUAAUGCACUUCCAUUCAAUAACAUGAUUUUAUGAUA
Molecule: messenger RNA, 2103 nt
Organism: Mangifera indica (mango)
Lineage: Eukaryota; Viridiplantae; Streptophyta; Magnoliopsida; Sapindales; Anacardiaceae
Product: myosin-2 heavy chain-like
Exons: 2
Coding region: 252-1943 (563 amino acids)
Source: RefSeq, a predicted model, not a curated record